Molecule: messenger RNA, 1068 nt
Organism: Penicillium brasilianum
Lineage: Eukaryota; Fungi; Ascomycota; Eurotiomycetes; Eurotiales; Aspergillaceae
Source: the annotation of a GenBank genome assembly
AUGGGGCAACAACAAGUUGAUAUAAUUUAUCAGGACGAGCAAACAAUGGCCUCUGCUCCCAGUGUUUACACCGCGGAACCUGCUUAUCCUAUUCUGGCCCAUUCUCUCCUCACCAAGCCAGAGGCCAAGAUCACGGAUACGCGGAAUCCAGUACAUGACGCAGGACAAAAUGACCACUGGAAUCUGAAAGAUGACUGGGUUACUGGGAUUCAAAUCAACAACUCUGCAAUUUUCCGCUGCGGUGCUGUCAUUGGGUUCUCGAGGCUGAGAUCUAGAAGCAAGGAUACCGAUGAGUAUAUCGGGCAGAUCCCUCGUUUCCUACUCACAUCUCAUUUGCUGAGAAUUGCUCACUCUUCUGAGCCCACCGCGUUCAUCAUUUAUCCAAGCAACUUUGACGCCUUGGCCCCGAGGCUCCUGCUCAAUGCACUGCAAUCUCCUUCUGGGGAGCCAGGCCUAUCAAGAGCAGAAGCACUGCAACUUCUUGACACAGUGCAGCUACUUCCAGUGCAAACACUUCCAAAUGCCGCACAAGCCAUCGGCAAAGUAUCAGAAUCACUCCAAGAGAUUCAAGAAAAGCGACAAGCACAGCAUCGAGACAACCCCGCGGAGCCCACUCAACCCGUCAUCCUAAUCGUGGUUGGCCUCGACACCCUUGCUGAAGGUGUCAUUCGAGCUUCAAACCCCGUUCGAGGAACAGCCUUACUAGCAGCCACGCAGCAAAAUCUAACCCGCAUGGCUCGGGCAUAUGCCUCAUGGCUUUCCAUCAUCCUCAUCAAUACAAGCGGCCUCGGCACCGUCCAUUUCGAUUCUAACCAGCUACCGGAUCUAAACCAAACCAAGAAACCAAAUGAUGAGGACGCAAGACCAUCAGGCGACGAUGGUAUUCAUUCCAUCUUCCAAAUACCAGGGACAUCCCUGCUAUCUACUCUCCUCAUGAGAACCCUAGACCAGGGGAUCGAUACACACAUCUUGCUCUCGGAUGUGAAAGCUACACAGAUUGCCGAGGUCAUCAAGGAUCGAAUUGGCACUGGACUCGGGAAAUGGGGGAUAUGGUCUCCCAAACGAUGA